UUGACAAUCACCGGAGCUUUCGUAUAUAAGGACAACUGAACUAGAUCGCUCUUCUCUCAAAAGAGCAUAAUCAGAUGCUCUCUAAGAACUUCUCUCUCACCAAACCAUCUAUGUUGCCCUUCACCAACCCAUCUUUUGUCUCUCUCUUCUCAUCAACUUCCCAUCACAAGUCCCAACCAACAUUUCCUUCACCAACUAAUCCAAUCCCUAUUAUUAUCGCAAAAUACAUUUCUCUGUUGCAGUUGUGCGCUUCUUCCGAGUCCAAACUGAUGCAAAUCCACGCCUUUUCGAUCAGACACGGUGUCCCACUCGCCGACCCGGACAUGGGCAAACACCUAAUCUUCACGGCCGUGUCUCUAUCGGCUUCAAUGUCGUAUGCAAACAAUGUCUUUUCACAAAUCGACAGACCAAACAUAUACACAUGGAACACCAUGUUUCGAGGGUACGCGGAAAGCGAAAAUCCCAGGCUGGCUCUUGAUCUUUAUCAUCGCUUUAUUCGCGUGUCUUCCGUUAAACCCGAUACCCACACUUACCCUUUUGUUCUUAAGGCCGUGGCUAAGUUGGCGGAUGUUGAGGAGGGUGGGAAGAUUCAUUCUGUUGCUUUAAGAAAUGGGUUUGAGUCUUUGGUGUAUGUUCAGAACGCUUUGCUUCAUUUCUAUGCUAGUUGUGGGCACACUGAUAGCGCGCACAAGAUGUUUGUGUUAAUGGCUCACAGAGAUCUUGUGGCGUGGAACACUGUGAUCAAUGGGUUUGCUUUGAAUGGUCGGCCCAAUGAGGCUUUGGUUCUUUUUAGAGACAUGGGGUUUGAGGGUGUGGGGCCGGACGGGUUCACGAUGGUCAGUUUGUUGUCGGCUUGUGGUGAGCUUGGAGCUUUGGCUUUGGGUAGGAGGGCUCAUGUGUAUAUGUUGAAAGUUGGAUUGUGUUUGAAUUUGAUCGCUAAUAAUGCGCUUUUGGACCUUUAUGCAAAGUGUGGGAGCAUUAAGGAGGCAAGAAAAGUGUUUAAUGAGAUGGAGGAAAGAAGUGUGGUUUCUUGGACUUCUUUGGUUGUUGGUUUGGCUGUUAAUGGGCUAGGCAAAGAAGCAAUUCAGGUUUUCGAGGGAUUAGAGAGGGAGGGUUUAGUGCCUACGCAGAUAACUUUUGUCGGGUUCUUGUAUGCCUGCAGCCAUUGUGGAAUGGUUGAUGAAGGGUUCAAUUGCUUUAGGAAGAUGAAGGAGAUAUAUGGAAUUGAGCCCAGGAUAGAACACUAUGGUUGCAUGAUUGAUUUGUUGGGUAGGGCGGGUUUGGUUGAAAAAGCUUAUGAAUAUAUUCAAAAAAUGCCUUUGCGGCCAAAUGCUGUUAUUUGGAGGACCAUGCUAGGAGCAUGCACAUUACAUGGGCAUUUGGUUCUUGGGGAGUUGGCAAGAACUCAGCUCCUUAAAUUAGAGCCUGGACAUAGUGGGGACGAUGUGCUUCUCUCCAAUCUUUAUGCAUUGGAGAAUCGUUGGUUGGACGUUCAAAAGGUGAGAAGUGCAAUGAUCAACCAACGCGUGAGGAAAACUCCAGGUUACAGUCUUGUUGAGUUGAGAAAUCGUGUUUAUGAGUUUGUUAUGGGCGAUAGAUCUCAUCCACAGAGUGAGGAGACAUAUGCGAAGCUAACGGAGAUCACAAAGUUAUUGAAGCUGGAAGGUUAUGUGCCUCAUACAGCAAUUGUGCUUGCAGACAUAGAAGAGGAGGAAAAGGAGAAUGCUCUGUCCUUUCACAGUGAGAAAAUUGCAGUUGCUUUCAUGCUUGUAAAUGCAGCGCCAUGUACACCAAUUCGUAUAAUGAAGAAUUUGAGAGUUUGUGUAGAUUGUCAUGUUGCUUUGAAGCUGAUAUCUAAGGUAUAUGACAGGGAGAUUGCUGUGAGGGAUUGUACUCGGUUUCACCAUUUUAAAAAUGGUACUUGUUCUUGUGGAGAUUAUUGGUAACAUGUUUCUUCGAAUAGUUUGAUUUUGCUCUGGAGUUGGCAAUAACAAUCCAUACUUCCUGCAUUGUUCACGCUUUUUUCCCCAAAAAUUUGGGUCGAACAAAGCUUUUUCUACACUUAUUUGGGCAAUAUGAUUUACAGAGGACUAAGAAGGAGACAUUUUGAAAGACUGAAAAGUAAAUGGAAUUGAAGAUAGAUCCUGCCUUGCAACAUUUGUGGAUCAAUUGUUUAAGGUCGAUAGUUGUUUUGUUUCACAAGAAGAACACUAUGCCUUGUCUGAUCUUCUUGUGAAAAACAUUCCUAAAUAAGGCUUCCAUGAUCAUAUAUUCUUUGGCAGCCUCUUUCAUUAAAUGUGAAUAUAGAUGGUUCUUACCCUAGUUAGGUCGCGUGGUAAAUUAUUUUGUGGUCAAGUUCUAAUUAUAGAGGUUUGUUAAAGAUUGCGUUAAUCUUUAUAUGAGUGUUUCUUAUGCUCUGAAAGCUGAGUAGUGGGAAAUUAUUGAAGUGGUGAUCGUGGCUUUGUUCUGUGGAUUGCAUGUCCUUGGCUUUGAGAGUGGCUCUUCAUUUAUUCUUUUGCUUUGUAACCAUGUUGCUCAUAAUGGCGUCUCCUCCUUGGAAGACAAAGAACACGAGGAUCGCUGCCAUGAACCGGGAAAGCAAAUUCGCUCUUCUUCAAUCUUUAGGAUUUUAUCUUUGUAGUUUCGCUCAAGAUUUUCGCCGUGGUUUUUGUCGGCAGUUUGAGCUAGGAAUCUCUUGUAUGAUUUCCCUGUUUCAUCAAUUGAAACCUUAAAG
Morus notabilis is the source of this 2734-nucleotide messenger RNA. Its product is annotated as pentatricopeptide repeat-containing protein At4g21065. Gene Ontology annotation, biological process: RNA modification. The transcript has a single exon. Gene Ontology annotation, molecular function: RNA binding; protein binding; zinc ion binding. The coding region runs from base 75 to 1946 and encodes 623 amino acids. The record is from RefSeq and is a predicted model, not a curated record. NCBI's taxonomy places the organism in Eukaryota, Viridiplantae, Streptophyta, Magnoliopsida, Rosales, Moraceae.